Molecule: messenger RNA, 925 nt
Organism: Magnolia sinica
Lineage: Eukaryota; Viridiplantae; Streptophyta; Magnoliopsida; Magnoliales; Magnoliaceae
Exons: 2
Coding region: 1-747 (248 amino acids)
Source: RefSeq, a predicted model, not a curated record
AUGGGGAUUCAGUCUCCUCCGUCGCAGACAUUGUCGUGUUUGCGCUGUAAGUUUGCUGCAUAUCUCCGAUCAUAUUUCGUAGGUUCUUUAGCUCAGCUCUCCAUGGCUCCCCACUCUCAGCAGUGGCCUCGACCGGAGCUCUACUGCGCCUUCUCCGAUCUAUCUCAUGACGUAGGUCAGAGGCAUGGGAUUAGGCUUCAAUCCCUAGACGGCUCCCGUAUCCCCACCGCCGAGACCGCGUCCCUCACCCUCCGCUGCGAUCGCAUUGACAAGGAGUCCUCGGAGGUCACCUACGUCAGCACCGACAACGUUCGUGUAACUGGGGCCGUCGAUUUCGAGGUAUUCGAGAAGGAGGAUCUGAUCCUCUGCGGGUCGCUCGAGAGGAUGGAGUCCUCGUCGAAGAACGGCGGUGUCGGGUUUAAUCAGCACCAUCAUCAGCCCCUGGACAAUGAUUCAAAGACCGGGUGGAGUAUGGAUUGCUACUCCGCAGCGUCGCUCACAACAGGAUCCUUCGCAUUCUGCCAGCCUAAGCUCGGGAUUUCCUCGCCCUCCAUUAAGGUGUAUGUCACUGGUUGCUGCUCUGGAUUCCCCCUGAUUUUGAUGAAGACGAUUCAUCUAAGUCCAAGGCGGAAGCCUCUGAGGCAAACGACUCUCGACUUUAUACCGGAGGAUGAAGAAACGGGAAGAGAGUAUAGGAGCAUCAACGGCUUUCUUCGCAAUCCGGAGAGAGAGAGAGAGACGAGAUGACAAAGCACUGUGCCGAAUCCAGCAGGAGAAAUCCAAUCCGGCUGCCGAAUCCAGCUGGAACGCUGGUGAAUCCCAACGGCCUUCAAUCCCUUGCCAGUCCAAACACCUCAGCGACCGUACUCAGCUUCGUUUUCUGUGCACUCCAACCCAAUGCAACGUACUCCACCCUAAUACUCCC